GCGGAGCGACGGAAAAGGAAGUAAUAAGCAAGACCCCGAAAAUACACCAAGACAAAAAUACAAAUAAUAAACACAGAGAAACCAGACUUCCCCGAACGGUCUACUGUUUGGCAGGCCAAGCGGAUCGGAAUUGUGACAGUGUGGAAACCAUAGGCCGUAUAAGGUGGGAACACACCACCAGGCUAUGGGGGUGUUUCUCUAACUUCCACCUGAAAGACGCAAAAAGAAAAUGGCGUGUGUUCAAUAAGAAGGCCUUUGCUUUUGUCCUAAGUAACAAAUAUAAUACGGAUGCUUUAGAAGUGCUGACGAAGUUCACAACUGGAUUGAACAUCCCUGUGCCUGCAGUGUUGGAGUCAGCAUGGAAUCGGCAGAUAAAAAUGAUGAACAAAUGAACAAUGAGCAACCUGGGCCCUCCAAAAGCUCUCUGCCUGUAGAGACUGCCGAUGAAAGCCAGGAUGCUUCACCCCCCCAGGGCUCGGGUGAAAUGCAGUCAAGUACACUGAAUCUGUACACUGCUCUUGGGUUGUCUCCUGAGGAUGUGGACGCUCUGGCACAGAUUCCAGAAAAUGAGAUAAGCAUAGAAACCUUACCACACCUUAUAAUGCAGCUGAAGGCCAAGCGAGCUCAGUCUGGUGGACACACAGUGACCUCUCCACCAAAAGAAGAAGUGCACAAUGACCAAGAGGACUGGGAGGCUGACAGCACUGAUAGUGUACCGCAGCGAUCGACGAGCAAACCUCCGGUCCGUAGCCACAGUGCUGACUACAACGACAGCAAAACUGAGAGCCAUGAGCGUUUGGGGCACGUACGGAGCAGGAGGGAGCCUCGUCAUUACAAGUCUUCCUAUGAGGGCAGUCCGCCAAAGUUUCCCAUGUCCUAUCUGAUGGAUGAUUUUCGUGGAGCUAUGCCAAGAUCUUUUCCACACACAUGCUCUCUGUGCUUUUGCAUAUUGUAUUCAGCUGCGCCAUGGAAUGACCAUCUCAAUGGAUCACGCCAUGAGGAAAACCGACGCAAAUUCUUGCGAACACAUCCAGACUGGGAGACACAUGAUGCAUCUUGUAGAGUACCGGACUCCCAUUCCGGUGGAGGGGAUGGCCUUCCUGUCAGAAGGGACUCCAGAUCAUCCGUGUCGCGGAAGAGACCAUACCCCACAGAUUCUAGCCCAGGCGAGCGGCACUUCCCUCCGUCUUAUAGACACCUCCAUCUUAAACCCAAGGCUGGUACGAAAGUGGUGGUGACCAAGUUUGUUCGAGGAACUGUAGGUGUGGAGGAUUUGCUCAGUCUGGCAAAGCCAUUUGGCACUGUAGUUAAACAUCUGAUUUUCCCCUGCAAGGGCUUCCUGGAAUUUAGUUCACACAAAGAAGCAGUCAAUAUGGUGUCUCAUUAUGCUUCUAAACCUGCUUAUGUGAAGGAUAACAAGUUGGCCCUGUACUUGUCUCCAGUGGUUGGGAGUAUCCAUACACCCAAGUUGGAUAAAGUUGAGAAGCGUCCAAAACGGUCCAUUCAUGCAGUUGUGUGUUUCUCACACCUUCCAUCUGAUAAAGAAAGUGAGGCUGAAAUCCUUGAAGUGGCCAAGAUGUUUGGUGAAGUGCGAUACUCUAAAGUUUAUAACAAUGAGGUUCUUAUUGAAAUGGAAGAUUGGAACGAUGCUGAAAUCAUGGUGAAGUACUACCAUAGCAAUCCACUCAAGAUUUUUGGGAAGAACGUCAGGGUCAACUUGUCGUCCUCUCACAAGCAGCUGAGAUUAAGUCCAGACCCAUCCAGAAGAGGAGAUUCAAGCAGAAGUUACAGUGGUUUGCCUAAGAGCAAGGAAGCUUCCAGAGGCUCACAUCUCAAAAACAAAGAUAAAACGUCCUUGCAGAAAGAUUUGACAGAGAAAAAAAAUGUUGAUGGAGGAGAUCAGAGGGACAUGGAGGAGCAUGAGCACCUGGACGUCAAUUUAGAUAGUGGGGGAGAAGAUGAGCAAGGAAUGAAGGUAGAAGACGAGCAAGUCAUUUCAGAAGAAGAGUUGGGCCAAGGUGAAACUGUCGAUGAACGGAUUCUCGAAGAGCCCUUAGAGGAGACUAAUGCUUCACAGAAAGAAGACUCGGAGGGCUCAGGUGCAGACAUGGAUCAGAACUUGGAGGAGAUCACACUUGCAGAAAAGCCACCAGUGAAUUCACAAGAAAAUCCAGAUGAGACCUCAACUCUUCCAGUUCCAGCCGAAGAACCAACAUCAGUUGAGGAUCCUGAGGACAAAAUGGGGGAUACAAAGGACAUAAUGGAAGAAUACAAUGAAAAUGAUGAAGAAGAUAUGGAUUUCCCCGAUAACAUGGAAGAUUUUGUUACAUUAGAUGAGCUUGAUAAUGAUGCCGGGGAGAAAUUCGCUUGUGUUUUCUUUUGUGUUGCAGAUUCAGAGGAGUCUUCUGAGGGAGGAAAAGUGGUUACAGUGCGGCGCAUCAGAAAGGGCUACGGUUUAGAGGAUGCGCUUCUCAAACUUGCGGAACCUUUUGGGAAAGUCACAAACCAUGCAAUAUCUUUUUACCAACAAGAGGCAUUGUUGGAGCUGGAAAGUAAUGCAGCAGCAAAAAGAAUGAUUAAAUACUAUCAAGGAAGCAAAAAAGCACUCAUCUUUGGAAGACCUGUAUCUGUUAGUAUGUGUCUUACACUGCAACAAUUAGAGGGUCCAAGUGGAAAAUCUAUCUAUAUUGGCAUGCUUCCACUGCAGAAGUACUCUGACAUCUCCCUCUUGAGGCUUGCUCAACCUUUUGGAAAAAUCAGUGCCUAUCACUUAAACUGGCGUCACAGAAAGUGUUAUAUUCAAAUGGAGAGUGUGGAUGCAGCGCAGAAAAUGAUUCAGAAGUACUUGCACCGGCCUCCUAAGUUUUAUGGCUCGGUGCUUCGGAUUUGUUUGUGCAGAAAAGGAGAUUCACAGAUACCUUGGAAAUUGCCUGUUAAGUAUGAGCUGUGGUGUGCACAGCAGAAGAACAGAAAAGCCCAAAAGGACAGACUGGAGGCAGAGGCGGAGGCAGGCACUGAGGAAGAGGAAGAGGCAGAGGGGGAGGCGGAGGCAGAGAACGGCCAAUCAGCAGAAAGCCCUGCUGCAAAGAAGAGCGUCACGGAAGAUGGUGGCCAGAGUGCUGUAUCAGACAGUGAUGGAGCUGUCAGUGCCUCUGCUGGAGCAGGUGGGCAGAUGUGUGACAAAGAGGAGAAAGUGGAGCAAAAAUCUGAUCAGGUCCCAGUCCCUCUGGGGCCGUACCAGCCCAACAAUCCCGUAGGGAUAGACUACAUUGUCCAAAGAACUGGUUUCUUCUGCAAGCUCUGUAAGGUCUUCUACACCAAUGAAAAAACUGCUAAAUCACUCCACUGCAGCAGCCUGGCGCAUUAUCAGAAACUAAAGAUGAAGCUGGCAGAAGAUCCCAGCGAAUGAGUUUUGCAUUUGUACAGCUGGAGGAUCUCCUUUGUUUUUCAAAUUAAAUGAGUCUCUGUUCUGUUUAAACAUUCCAGUCUUUAUCUUGUUAACAGUGAUUUCAUUUGAUUUAGGAAAUAUGCUUUAUUGUAGGUUUUUUUGUUUUGUUUACUACAGUACUCCUGUGUGCAUUUAUGCGUGUGCACACGUGUGUACACACAUUGCAGCUGCUUGUCAAAUAAACAUUUAUCUGAAGAGA
Messenger RNA from Anguilla rostrata (American eel), 3647 nucleotides. RefSeq lists its product as uncharacterized. Gene Ontology annotation, cellular component: nucleus. The record is from RefSeq and is a predicted model, not a curated record. Gene Ontology annotation, molecular function: RNA binding; zinc ion binding. The coding region runs from base 359 to 3409 and encodes 1016 amino acids. The transcript is spliced from 21 exons. Lineage: Eukaryota; Metazoa; Chordata; Actinopteri; Anguilliformes; Anguillidae.